AUGCAGACAGAAAACUCGAAUUUCAAUGUAUUCGAGCCUGUUUCAGACAUCAUCAGUACACUACAAAACAUCGCAUCACAGCUCUCACGUUCGCAAGUGAUUAUUCCAAUCCUUGAAACUCCAUACUCUACACUCCCCAAUAUCGACCGCUCUACUGUCGAACCCGAAUGCCAGAGUGUUAUCAACACCAUUGCUGAGCGCCAGCAGCAAUUGGAUGCAGUUUUGCAUGAGAUCUCGGGCCUGGAGAUCGUGAUGGAUAGCAUCAUGAAUCUUCAUCAGCAAGCUGUCGAUGAGAAGCAGAAAGUUACAGAGUCGAUGAGUCUGCACAAGGGAUUCGUGUCGGGUCUCUGGCGCCUGCCAACGAGAGUCCUAUCCAACAUAUUCACCCACUGCCUCUCUACGACGUUGUCUCUUCCAUCAAUUUCCAAAGCUCCAUUGCUGUUAACAAGAAUAUGCCGACGAUGGAGAGAGGUUGCUGUGGGUACGCCCGAUCUAUGGUGCGGGAUGUCUGCGAAAGCCGACCACAGAGAUUGGAAGCGGGCAGCUUUUGGCUAUAAUUUGUGGCUCAAGCGUUCACAAGGACGUCCACUCUCAUUAGCAACACUCGGUUACCGCCGCUCGAUUAAACUACAGAGCUUUCUUCAGCCUUACCUCACUCGUAUCACCUCUCUCCGAGUCCAUAUUCAUGAAUUCCCUGACCUUCCCGUUGCGGACCUGAUAGUACUCCAGGAGCUGAAUGUCGGAGGGAUGAAGAAUGCUGACAUUCCGAAUAUUGUACAAUCUAUCUCGCAACUGCCAUCCACUAUGCGCAGUCUCAACGUCAUUGAUAUGACGUCGUCUUUAGACAUCAAGGACUUGUCACCUUUCUGGCCCGUAUGGGCCCACUUGACGGAUGUCCAGAUCUCCGUACGUGACCCAAACGUAGUCGUCCAUGUGCUUCAGCUAUGUCCCAACCUGUCUUACUUAAUUGUCCGCGUAGAAUUCGACCGACGACCAUUGAAAUCGUUUGCACACACCAAAUUACAAUUCUUAGGCGUCCUUUAUCCCGCCUUGUUCAAGCGCCUUUUACCUGGCCUGCUCAAUGCGCUAUCGCUCCCUAAUUUGCGGUCACUUGAAGUUGAAUGCCGCAAUCAUUCUUUGCCUCAUGAGGAUAUGAAGGCAUGGUUGGCACAGUCAAAGUGUCCCCUGGAGACCCUGACUGUCUGCGGUCAACUGACAGUAACAGAUGCGCAGCAAGCGGAAUAUGUUUCCAUUAUUCCUUCCCUCAAAGUAUUGCGCUCUUACAGGAUUUUAUGCUGA
Messenger RNA from Suillus bovinus, 1299 nucleotides. RefSeq lists its product as uncharacterized. NCBI's taxonomy places the organism in Eukaryota, Fungi, Basidiomycota, Agaricomycetes, Boletales, Suillaceae. The transcript is spliced from 2 exons. The coding region runs from base 1 to 1299 and encodes 432 amino acids. The record is from RefSeq and is a predicted model, not a curated record.